CCCCCCCCAACACUCAUUUUGAGCGGCUCUUCCCGACUCUUCCCUUCCAACCCCCUCCGACACCCCAACAGCUCUUUGAGUUUUUCGCCUGCUCUCCAUGGUCCACGCCAUCAAUUCGAUCAUGCCGUCGACGACCGUCGCCUCGUCAGAGUCUCGCCCCCGCAAAGGCACCUUCCCAGAGAUUCCGGUGUCGUCAACUUCACAUCCCGACAAUCCAAUCCCUGAAGAGCCGCGCGGCGUGCGAUCACUUUCCGUGACCGAUAUUACCUUCAAUGGCUCAUCUGCCUCUCAAGAAACCGACUACUCGGUCGGCUCUGACUCCUCCGACUCCCCAAUCACCUCGCCUAGUGACACUCACAUCGAAGAGGAGCUUGCAAGCAAGCCCCAUGGUCGCCAACGCCGGGCUUCAACCAUCCUGAUAUCACAGAACUCCGAGGAUAUGCGACGUGUCCUGGAGAAUGUAGGCACAAGCGGUACCCAAAAAAUCCAGUCUAUGUGCUGUGGUGGAGGAUGUUGCCGAGGUCGACCGUUGCAGCCGUUGGACGGUCCCAUCUCCGGAUUCAACUCAAUAACGGCACCCGAGAAUAAAGCAUUCGCCAGUCUCGAGUUAAACUUAGAUUUGCUCACUCUGGACAGCAAUCUUUCCAACAUUGCCCCGUUACCGGAGAAGACUGUUUCGUUCAAGCCAGCCCCCGCAUACGCUACCGAUAUUUCCCUUGGUCCCGCGGAUCACCCUCCGCAGUUUGUGCAACCGCAUCCCCCUUACGAGGUGUAUCGAGCUCCGCUCCAUCAUGCCCGAGAGUUGACCAAGGGCGGUGCGGAGAAGCGCACGUAUCACUUCGAUAUCGAUGUUACCGAUUACCCUGCGGAGAGUGGAAUGGUGGAUUUCGUCGUGGGUGGGGCCAUUGGCGUCUGCCCCAAAAACAAAGAUGAGGAUGUGGAGGACAUUUUCGAUCUACUCGGGGUUCCCAAGUCGAUGCGCGACCGAAAGGUGUGCAUGCGGACGACCCAGGGUCGCUGGCCGACUAUAUGGGGUGACGACAAGCCGCGGGAGCUGAUCACUACACGGCGCGAGGUUCUUAGCUGGUGCUCGGAUAUCCAAAGUUAUCCACCCACCAAGCCGCUUUUCCGCCUCCUGGCUGAGUAUACGGCCGAGCAAAACGAGAAAAAGAUCCUCGAGUAUUUGUCCUCAGCCCAGGGUCAAGGCGCGUUCUGCGAUCUUCGCACCACCUCACACAUCAGCUUGUCACAGCUCCUACACGCUUUCCCCUCCUCUCGACCUCCACUUGAUCAUCUCCUCUCUGUGCUGAAUACCCUCAUGCCGCGCUUCUAUUCACUUUCUCAGGACCCCAUGAUCUCGUGCCAUUUUAAGGGCACUGAGUGCCGCCGCUUGAUUGAAGUGGCUGUCACUGUUGCCGAAUCUGAAGACUGGCGGGGCGGGAACCGGACCGGUGUGAGUUCUGGCUAUCUCGAGCGGCUUGCGCAACGCGCGAUCAAGGCCGAAGCCGCUGGCGAGAAACAUGACCUCUAUAUCCCGAUGUUCCGCGGCUUGAUGGCGAACCCGCUCGCGAAGCGCUUCGCCUCCGAUGGGCCUAUGCUUUUGAUCGGGGCAGGUGUCGGCAUCGCCCCAUUCCGUGGGUUCGUUCAGCGCCGUCUGCAGUCUGCCAACUGUGCCAACAAAGUCUGGGUACUUCAAGGUGUACGUGACUCCCUGCUCGAUGAGCUGUAUAGCGGCGAGUGGGGUGUGCACGAGGACAAGGUUCGCACCGUGGUACAAAGCCGCCGGGGCGAGAGCCGCUAUGUGCAGGAGGAAGUGCGCCAUCAGGCAGAUCUGGUCUGGUACGUAAUCAAUGCGCUGGACGGCCGUGUGUUUGUCUGCGGUAGUGGCAAGGGCAUGGGUGAGGGCGUAGAGGCCGCUCUUGUCGAGGUUGCCAUGUCUAAGGGCAAUUUGAAUGCCAAAGAGGCAGAGUUGUUUUGGCAGCGCAAGAAGGAGGCAGGUCAAUACAUUGCGGAGACUUGGUAAAAUCAAACCAAAAAGAAAGUACAGUAUCUGGAUUGUCUUGUCGGCCAUUUUGCCCUUGCCUGUUACACAAACCUCUAUAUCAUUUUUUGGCAUGAAGCUGGCCCGGCAUCCUAUGCCUUCAACCGCCACACUUGAUUGUAUAUAUCCCCGCCCUGGAUGUCUCUCGUAUUUCUGUUCUUCUGCAUUGUGCAUGAUCGCGCCUGCCUUUCUUGUCACGCUUGUCCACUGGCGCCUUACGACUUGGACGACUCGGUUGAGUUCUCGAUUUAAACGCACCGGCCCAGUCAAACGACCUUUCUCACGAGCUUUCGUUUUACUUCGAUGCACUUUAGCGGGGUGGUGUUUUGUUACUUACGUUCUGUCGGUUAUUUCAUGCUGCGCGGGUCUUGGUUCUGGGGGAUUGAUUUCUGGGCGUCGGCUUCUCAUCCUUCUCAUUUGCAUAUUCAACCUUUUGUGAUUUGUCUUAGAUAUAGAUUAUUGAACCAAAAUAAAGAUUUUUUACGACUAG
This is a messenger RNA of Penicillium subrubescens, 2531 nucleotides long. RefSeq names its product FAD binding domain protein. The transcript is spliced from 3 exons. Gene Ontology annotation, molecular function: [methionine synthase] reductase (NADPH) activity; FMN binding; flavin adenine dinucleotide binding. Gene Ontology annotation, biological process: homocysteine metabolic process. Bases 98 to 2023 code for a protein of 641 amino acids. Lineage: Eukaryota; Fungi; Ascomycota; Eurotiomycetes; Eurotiales; Aspergillaceae. The record is from RefSeq and is a predicted model, not a curated record. Gene Ontology annotation, cellular component: cytosol.